CUCCCCCCCCCCCCCCCAUUGCUGGGGAUUUUCCCGCCUCCCCCUCCUAACCCGGCUGAAGACUGACUAACAUGAGCUGGUGGGGGUCGGUGAACCGUUGCCCGAGGAGCUGCCGGUUGGUCAGGGGGAUUCCCCUCUCCAUCCGCCCCGGCCCCAGCCCCCGCUGCUGCCGCUGGAGUCCCCCUCCUCUCGCCGGCAGAGACCCCUCCUCCCCCUCGGCCUCUGGAAAAGUUCACCGCGCCCAGGCCCCCGGCUCCCUGGACCUGGCCACCCACUCGGAAGACCUCGGGGGCAAAAGUUCACAACAUCCCCUGCUGGGCUGGCACCAACCCGUCAUGGCCAAGGAGGUCACUCAUUACUUGUCACCCAAACCAGGGCAGAUAUUUUUAGAUAUGACAUUUGGAGCUGGAGGCCAUACAAAAAUGAUCCUUUCCCAAGCUUCUGACAUCUCGGUGUUUGCCUUAGACAGAGAUCCAAUAGCAUAUGGAAUUGCUAAACAGAUGUCCCAGGAAUAUCAUGGCCGGUUUCGACCUCUUCUUGGAAGAUUCAGCCAACUGGAGGCCUUACUAAUGGCAUCAGGAGUAGAAAGAGAUACCUUUGAUGGCAUCCUCAUAGAUGCAGGCUGCUCCUCUAUGCAGUUAGAUAUACCAUUGCGAGGUUUUGCAUUAAGCAAAGAUGGCCCUCUGGACAUGAGAAUGGAUGGAGACAGGUACACCGACAUGCCCACUGCAGCUGACGUGGUGAAUGCCUUAGAUCAACAGUCACUUGCGUCCAUCCUAAGGAUCUACGGAGAGGAAAGGCAUGCAAAGAAAAUAGCUGCAGCAAUCGCACAGGCACGCAGCAUCUAUCCCAUCACUUGCACUCAGCAGCUCGCCAGUAUAGUUGCAGGAGCAUUCCCAGCAGCAGCAAUGUAUGCACGCAAAGACCUGCUUCAGAGACCCGCGCAUGUGGCGACCAAAACAUUCCAGGCCUUGCGAAUCUUUGUGAAUGAUGAAUUGAACGAAUUGUACAGCGGACUUAAAACGGCUCACAAGUUCUUGAAACCUCAAGGCUGCUUGGUUGCAUUAACGUUUCAUUCACUCGAAGACCGCAUCGUAAAACGUUUCCUACAUGGCAUUAGCCUGUCCGAGAAGCCGAACCUAAGCGCAAGGCAAAAAAUUAGACAAGGACUUAGAAGACAGGAAGAGGAUGAAACAUGUCACGCUGAACAGAGGAACUUGAACUGGUCAAACAUUCGGAAGAAAGUGUUGACUCCUGACCUGCAGGAAGUUCAGGAAAAUCCACGAGGACGUUCUGCAAAACUCAGAGCUGCCAUAAAACUGUGAAAAUCAGUCUUGCAAGGGUUUCCUUAAUAUUCCCAAGCCUGACAGAAUUUUAUACGCAGGUGUUUUUGUGAGCUUCGAUGAAAAUGCUAAUGGAUAAGAAUGUUGUCCCAUUGUCACCGAUAUGAAAACAAUAAAAUAUUGGAUGUAGAAAUUUA
Molecule: messenger RNA, 1480 nt
Organism: Carcharodon carcharias (great white shark)
Lineage: Eukaryota; Metazoa; Chordata; Chondrichthyes; Lamniformes; Lamnidae
Gene: mettl15
Product: methyltransferase like 15
Exons: 5
Coding region: 72-1325 (417 amino acids)
Biological process (GO): rRNA base methylation
Molecular function (GO): rRNA (cytosine-N4-)-methyltransferase activity
Source: RefSeq, a predicted model, not a curated record